UGGGCCAUUGUCCUGAUAUGAUCCGGCAAAACGGAUAGACAGGUGCAUUUCUUACAAGAGUCACGGUGGCCCCACCUAGCUUACUGUAGCGGGAGGUUAUUGCGAAAGCUUUUUGGCUGGCAAUCCGCGUAUUACAAGGGGUCGUUUGGAGAGAUGCCUCUACAGCGUUCCGAUUCUCACGUCCUCCCUGCUGUGUCAUCUUCGAGCAUAGAAAACUAGAAAAUGCCUUUCGACAGAUUCCUCAGAGGAAGGACGGGCAACCUGGCAUGCAUGCAGCCGUCCCCAACCUUCCAUUCCCCAGCUCCCUUCACAAUCCCAUCCGUCCAUCCAUCCAUUCAAGGAACAUCCUUCCCUCUCUUUCUGUCCGCAUUUUUAUAGAUCUAAAGCCAAUGCCAUCACCAUUGCCAUAAACAAACCCUAACCUAGACAAUGAAAGGCAACCCUAAGGAUGUGGAGAAGCAGCUCCUCUGGGACCAAAUGACAUCUCACCCUCGCAGCCCUAAAGUGGGCCCCACCGUCGUCGCCCAAGGCCGAGGUCUCCCAAAGCUCAUGAUCUGGCUCAUCCCCGUCGUCUCCUUCACCUACAUCUUCUACACCUUAAAACUCGCCUUUUUCUCUAAUCCAUGCGAUCCCCAAAACGCCCUUGCAGAUCUCCGUCCAAUCCCCAACGCAUCCGUCUCUACUUCGGCGGUCCAGCUCACCAUACCGAAAAUAAUUCCGACACCUGCCACUCCCCCGCCUCGGUCCUCCGCGACGGACAUCCAUCACAUCGUCUUCGGCAUCGCAGCGUCGGCCAAGCUCUGGGCUCAGAGGAAGAACUACAUCAAGCUCUGGUGGAAGCCCAAGGUGAUGAGGGGGGUCGUUUGGCUCGAUAAAACCGUCCCAGCCGAGCGCGACGAACGGCUUCCUACGAUCAAGAUCUCGUCGGACACCUCCACGUUCCGGUACACCCACAGGCACGGUCACCGAUCCGCGAUCCGGAUCUCUCGGAUCGUGUCGGAGACGCUCCGGCUCGGUCUCAAGGACGUCCGUUGGUUCGUUAUGGGCGACGAUGACACCGUCUUCGUGGCGGAGAACCUGGUUCGCGUCCUGUCGAAAUUCGAUCACACACAGUUCUACUACAUUGGGAGCUCGUCGGAAAGCCAUCUACAGAACAUCUACUUCUCCUACGGAAUGGCCUACGGCGGGGGCGGCUUUGCCAUCAGCUAUCCGCUGGCGAAGGCGCUCGACAAAAUUCAGGACAGUUGCAUCCAGAGGUACCCUGGAUUGUACGGCAGCGAUGAUCGGAUACAGGCGUGCAUGGCCGAGCUCGGCGUCCCGCUAACGAAACAUGCCGGAUUCCACCAGUAUGAUGUUUACGGCAAUCUUUUCGGGCUCUUGGCCGCCCACCCGGUGGCGCCAUUGGUCACGCUCCACCACCUCGAUGUGGUAGAGCCCAUCUUCCCCAAGGCGAACCGCGUCGACGCCCUCCGUCGAUUGUUCAUGCCGAUCGAGAUCGACUCGGCCGGGAUCUUGCAGCAGUCCAUCUGCUACUAUACGUCGAAGAAGUGGACCAUAUCGGUGUCGUGGGGAUAUGCGGUCCAGAUCUUUCGAGGAGGGUUCUCACCAAGAGAGAUGGAAAUGCCGUCGAGAACGUUCUUGAAUUGGUACCGGAAGGCGGAUUAUACUGCGUACGCGUUCAAUACCCGACCUGUGAGCCGGAAUCCUUGCCAGAAGCCGUUCGUGUAUCAUAUUUCAACGGCCAGAUAUGAUCGGGGGACGAAACGAACGGUCACGGAGUACCUUCGGCAUCGGGAGAGGAUGCCCUCUUGCAAGUGGAAGAUGGCAGACCCCACCUCUAUCCAGAGAGUGGAGGUUUAUAAGAGGCCGGACCCUGCUCUGUGGGACAAGUCUCCGAGGCGAAAUUGCUGCAGAGUAUUGCCAUCUAAGAAGAAAGGGAGCAUGUUAAUCGAUGUAGGGGUAUGUAGGGAAGGUGAGAUCGUUCAAGUUUAGAUAGAGAGAUAUUUUUCUUAUUUUUUAUAUUUAUUUAUUUAAAUCAUUAGUUAGUAAUGAUUAAAAUUUAUUUUUUACCCAAUUAAUUCUUUUAAUAUAUCUCGUGGCGAAUUUCA
Messenger RNA from Magnolia sinica, 2108 nucleotides. RefSeq lists its product as uncharacterized. The transcript has 3 exons. Lineage: Eukaryota; Viridiplantae; Streptophyta; Magnoliopsida; Magnoliales; Magnoliaceae. The record is from RefSeq and is a predicted model, not a curated record. Gene Ontology annotation, molecular function: acetylglucosaminyltransferase activity. The coding region runs from base 430 to 1992 and encodes 520 amino acids.